Pneumocystis murina B123 is the source of this 1472-nucleotide messenger RNA. RefSeq lists its product as hypothetical. NCBI's taxonomy places the organism in Eukaryota, Fungi, Ascomycota, Pneumocystomycetes, Pneumocystales, Pneumocystaceae. Gene Ontology annotation, biological process: mitochondrial respiratory chain complex IV assembly. Gene Ontology annotation, cellular component: mitochondrial inner membrane. Bases 1 to 369 code for a protein of 122 amino acids. The transcript is spliced from 3 exons. The record is from RefSeq and is a predicted model, not a curated record.
AUGAACUAUUUUACACGAGAAAAAUAUAUUUCCAAUACAAGCAAAAUUUCUCAAAAAAUAAUCCAACUUAAUAAAACUAUUCAUAAAUAUCCUUUUUUAUUAUUUGGUAUGCCUUUCAUAACAAUAAUAUUAGGAGGAGCCUAUGUAUUAAGUAUAUCUCAACAAUUUCGUUAUGACAGUAGAGAUCAAAAGAUAACACAAAUUUCAGAAGAACAAGCUCUAGGGAUAAAAAAAAAUCGACGAAAAAUAAAUAUUAAAGACGAAUAUUAUAAACUUCAAAUGAACGAAAUGAUGUUAGAUAAUUGGGAACAAGUUAGAGUCAAAAGGUUUCCAGGGGAACCAGAAAAUAUAUUAUCCUCUCAUUCAUAAUACAUUGUCUGAUAAACUCUACAUAACCCUAAUAUAAGAACUCAACAUACAUUUUUAAAAAAGACACCUUAUUAAUUAUGAAUCUCAUAUUCCAUUAAUUCUUUGUCAUCAUAACUAAUAAAUCUGCCACUUAGUUCUUUCUUUGCAUUUAAAGCUAAAUUUACAAUAAUUCUUGCAAUUUUUUCUGGCGGAAUCAAUUGACCUGUUUGAUAAAGAUCCAUAAAUCUAGUAUGCAUAUCCUUAUCUAGAUUUGAACUGUCUAUAUACAAUUUAGAAUAUAUCAUUUAAAAAAAAUAAUACAAUUUUCUCUUAAAGAUGUUUGCAUCUGUGUAUCUACCACUCCAGGUCGAAAAGAAAUAGAAGUAAUUGAACUUUCUUCGGCCGCCUAUUUUUUAGAAUUUUAAAUAUUAUUGUAAAAAAUACUACCAGAACAGAAGAUAAAUGAUUCAUUGCAGCCUUUGACCCACUAUACGCACCCAUGCUCUAUAACUUUUAACACUGAUUUUUUACAAAAUUAAACAAAAAACCUUAUACGGUUUUAUAGACGCACCAGAAGAAAUAAAAAUUACUCUACCACAAAAUGACCGUAAAUAUGGAAUUGCACUUUUCAACUUUUCCUCUUAAUUUUUCAGAAAAUCCAAGAAAAACCUACUAUAUAAAGAAGAGAAAAGUAAUUCACAUCAAAUAAAGCUUUCCAUGAAUUUACAUCAAUAUCAGCAAUUUUUCCAACAGGCUCUAUAGCUGCCGCAUUCAGAAUAAGAGAAUCUAAUCGUCCAAAUCUUUCUAUCGCCACAUUAACCGACCUGACAUUUGUUUUCUCAUCUUUAAGAUCUCCUUCAACAAUUGCUAUCCGAGACUCAAAUUUCUCUUGUAAUGUAGCUAAAGAUGAUCUAGAUCGUACUACAGCAACUACGAAAAUAUAUUUAUAACUUUCAAGCAAUUCUUCUACAAUUGCUCGACCAAUCUUUUAAAUAAAUAUCAAAAAAUUUGCUUAAUUUUCUUUAAAAAACAUACCCCUCGUGAAGCACCUGUUACAAGACUAAACUUAAUAUUAGAAACAUAUCCAUAUUAAAACGCACUUAAAAAACCAAUAAAAAAGCUUA